AUUAUUCUUCACACACUCAGCAAGUAAAAUAACAGAUUUGAGCACAUUUGCUAUCAAUCUGCCAAUAUUAUUAACAUUUGACUACUUGUCUAUCUUUCUUAAUAAAUCGUUCGUUGAACCACGAUGUUGGUUCGUCAGAAAUUGUUCGUCAUAGAUUUCUUCGUCGGAGCUAGAUAUUAAAAAAGAAUACUGAUUGUGAGUGACAUACAUACAUCAUUUAUGCGCCUACUCUAAGGUUAAAUAGGGAUCAAUGGUAUAUUCAUGUUUCAUAUUAAAUGUCAUUGAUUCUUCAACUGAGAUAACAUUAUGUGCGAAGUGAAAAAGAUCUGAGAGAUUGAAUCGGAGCGCGUGUUAUGAUUGCAACUCCCAGCAUCCCAGAUGGCGUACAGCGUUCAUCUCUGACGAGAUUCGAAGUUUACUAUCUCACGCGGGUAGAUGAAAAAACGAUUAAUGAACUCGUUCGCUGUGUUCUUACAAUACUGUUUGAUAUCUCUGUCAAAUAGUUUUGCCAAAACGCUAUAGCCGGUUUAACUAUUAACUUUGUUAUAUGUACGAUUCUUCCAAUCAUACUAAUUGCUCCGAGUAUGCAAUAGUGCAAUAAGUUAAGAGUUAUUUCUGAAAUUUCAUAAAGCUCAUAACGAGAAUAUUAAGUUCCGAAAUGUCAGCGUCCGAGACGGCAGUAAUCUUCGCCAAGCUGGAAGCUUUGAAAGACAUAAGAUCGAAAACUGUUCAACUGGAAAAACUGAAGCAAAGAAUAAUACAAGAAGUGGAGCAGACUGAACAGGAGGAGAAAUGUUUAUUAGAAUAUAAACAGGAAAUGGAUUUACUGAUGCAGGAAAAAAUGGCACACGUAGAAGAGCUGCGUCAGAUACAUGCGGACAUUAAUGCAAUGGAAUCGGUGAUCAAGCAAGCGGAGGAAGCGCGUAACAGAGCAAGGGAAACUGCAAAACUAAUUCAUAAUAACGAUUAUCAACCAUUGAAGCAUGAUAUUGAUCGUAUGCGCAGAGAAUUUUUGGGUUUGGAAAGGUUACCGGAGUUAUAUGAGACUGAAUCAGAUCUUAUUUCACCUGAACGGUUUGUUCAUAGCUACUUUGAACGACCGAUGCAAAAGGAAUGGAGAGUAGACGUACGGGGUGAUGACUUGUUACCACCUCUUGGACUGCAUCAUCCUGGACAUCCAGGUGGUUCUACGCCUUUCCUAGCACCGCAACCACUUCAAGGACCAAGCAAACCAGAACCUAGACCAUUACCACCAGCCCCGGGGCCUCCAGCUCCAACAUUCAGGUACCACUGGCAACAACCACCGCCUAUGAAGUCUUGCCUUUCAUGCCAUCAACAAAUUCACAGAAAUGCACCAAUUUGUCCACUUUGCAAAGCAAAAUCGCGUUCGCGCAAUCCUAAGAAACCAAAGAAGAAAGAUUAAUUGUAAUUAGAAUUAUUUAUAUACGAAUAUAUAUAUAUAUAUAAUCCGCAUUUCUAUAAUUGGUCUUAAAAAGGUAUAUGUAUUAAUCAUUUUUGUAAUCCAUAGCAACACUAUGCACUCUUAUUAUAUCAUUAGCAUUUAUAAGUGAUAGCACAGCAUCUAUAAGAAUUUGUAUGUUUACAUAAUAUGUCAAUUUUUUGAUAGCAUUUUCUAGGUUUAUAGCUUUUAUUCUUAUUAUUAUAUUAUUAAGAGUAUAUGCAAAAGAAGUGCAAGAAAUAAUUAGUCAAAUCAUUUUUACUACUGCUAUAAAAAAAUAAAAAAAUUUUAAUAUUUCACAAU
This is a messenger RNA of Linepithema humile (Argentine ant), 1762 nucleotides long. Its product is annotated as zinc finger C4H2 domain-containing protein. Gene Ontology annotation, biological process: positive regulation of neuron differentiation. The record is from RefSeq and is a predicted model, not a curated record. NCBI's taxonomy places the organism in Eukaryota, Metazoa, Arthropoda, Insecta, Hymenoptera, Formicidae. Gene Ontology annotation, cellular component: nucleus.